UCUACGUUCAUUUGUAAAAUGAAAGUAGAAAUAUAUGUACAAAUGUAAACUUCUGUAUGUGUACAUAUUUAUGUACAUACACAUGUAUAUAUUAUAGAAUAUGUAUAACCGUUCUACGCCAACUCGAAAACCAACGAAAGUUCAGUCAGUCACAUUUUCGAGUUCUAACCAUUCAGAUCUCUUUGGCGAAACACCCGCAUAAUUAAAAACUUCGAAAAUUACACAGUCUAUAUUUGAAACAUCAAAUUAGCAAUACUUUAAUGAAAUUACAAAAGGGGUUUAGAAUUGUUGGGCAUAAUGAGCGGUGUAGUGGUUAUUUUUAGCAAUAUUUUAAUAGAAUUGUAUGUGUAAACGCAUACAUACCUAGUAUAUUUGAAUUUCGUCGCAUAUGUGCAGUUAUAGUAUGAACAAGCUGAUGAAAACACAGUGCGAAGUACAGAAGUGACGCAUGAACUCGUAAAAAUAUUUAAGUAACAUGCAUAUAUAUAUACACCAAUAAAAAGAAAAACAGUAAACAAAUAUGUAUCUAGUUGCUCAACUGAUUGUUUGUCGCUAUCAAUAGUAUCAGCCAGUUCUGUGCACAUUUACCGCUUCAAGAAAAUUAAUUCACAUUCCAAUUAUAUGCGAAAUCGCUAUUGGAAACGGGUCGCACGUGAAUAUCUACCAUUGAGCCGAACGUUCUUAGCCGGCCAGCGCACACCCGCCGGGCUACGAGUACAACAUAUAUUUAUAUAUAUAUAUAUAUAUAUAUAUGUAUGUAUAUAUGAAUUUCAAAUGCCGGCAGCAUAUACAGAUAAACGAGUAAGCGAACGUGUUUAUGAAUAAGCAUGAGUUUGCAUCGGUACAUACCGAAAAUAAGGUGAUUCGUCUGCGUAGCGUCUCACGCUCAACAGUUCGCCAGUGACGUGGUUGUUGCGCCACUUUCCGGAGAGUGUAAUACCUACAAUAAUUUGUGAGUGCUGAGAGCUUUACGCAAUACAAAUCGCAAAGAGCACAGGUAGCGGUUUUUAUAAGUUUAUACCUUUAACCAAUAAGACGAAAUCUCGCUAGCAGAUAUUCAAACUAAACAUUAAAGCCAGUAUACGCAAAUCAACAGCAGCCGCUUUUGCACAUAAACAGUUGCAAAAAUGGGUUACGAUGAGGUGCUUGUGCCCUUGGGAGAUUUCGGCAAAUAUCAACGUCUUAUAUUUUUUUUACUCUGUCUUACAGCUAUUUCUUGUGCCUUUCAUAAAAUGUCGCGUACAUUUAUUUUUGCCAAACCGAACUUCCGUUGCCAACUUCCUUUUGAGCACCAGGCAAAUGACACUCAUCUUAACGACAGCAAAGCAAACGAUUUCGAAUUGCCGGCUCACCUGUGGCGCUUAGCGUAUCCAGCAGAUACAGCUGAUCCGAAUAUAGGACGUUAUGAGGCUUGUAGCUACUUUAAUAUUGAAGAUAAAUACUAUCAGUUGUUGGGUAGUAGUGUGCUGGCGUAUAAUGACAGCAACUCGCUACUGCAUCAAAAUAUUACAUUGAGUAAUGAAACGGUGCCUUGUAACGGCUACAUUUAUGAUCGGUCCAAAAUUACAAACAGCGCCGUCACAGAAUGGAAUAUGAUUUGUGAUCACAGUUUCUUGGUAGCCACUAGUGAUGCGAUAUUUAUGUUUGGCGUUUUAGUUGGUAGUAUCGGUUUCGGACAAUUGUCGGAUAAGUGUGGCCGAAAGCCGGUCUUCUUUGUAUCGCUGCUGAUUCAAGUGUCGUUUGGCAUACUGGCCGGUAUUGCACCAGACUAUCUUACCUAUAUAAUUGUACGCUUCAUAAUUGGCGCCACAACUUCGGGAGUGUUCCUCGUUGCUUAUGUCAUUGCUAUGGAGAUGGUGGGUCCAAAGAAACGUUUAUAUGCCGGCAUAUUCUUGAUGAUGUUCUUCUCCGUUGGUUUCAUGCUUACAGCGGUAUUCGCCUACUUUAUAAACGAAUGGCGCACACUACAAAUAGCAAUUUCAUUACCGGGUCUUUUAUUUAUCGGCUAUUAUUGGAUAAUACCAGAGUCUGCUCGUUGGCUGAUUUCGAAUAACCGUAAAGAGGCCGCGAUCGCCAAUAUUCAAAAAGCCGCUCGUUUCAACAAAGUACACUUAGACGCGGCUGAAAUUAAUCGAUUACUAAGCGAUGAGGAAAACGUAGAAAAAUUGAAAACCAAGGAAACACAAGAGGAAACUGCUACGACUACUAACAGAGCAGUAUCCGUUUUUGAUUUACUACGCUAUCCGAAUUUACGUCGAAAAACGUUGUUAAUUUUUUUCGAUUGGUUUGUGAAUAGUGGUACUUAUUAUGGACUUUCGUGGAACACAAACGCUUUGGGUAACAAUAUACUGUUGAAUUUUGUUAUUUCCGGCGCGGUUGAAAUUCCAGCAUUCACCUUUUUGCUUUUUACACUCAAUCGGUGGGGACGACGCACCAUACUCUGCGGCUGUAUGUUGGUAGCCGGAUUCGCGCUGCUGCUCACCAUUGCCGUGCCGAAAGAAUGGAAUUGGCUGAUAAUUGUACUGGCAAUGAUUGGUAAACUCGCUAUCACCGCUUCUUAUGGCACAGUUUACAUCUUCUCAGCUGAGCAAUUCCCCACGGUAGUGAGAAAUGUGGGUUUGGGCGCGUCUUCGAUGAUGGCACGCAUUGGCGGAAUUUUAGCGCCCUUCAUCAAUAUGCUGAGCAAUGUAUGGCGUCCAUUACCGCUAAUCCUUUUCGGAAGCGCUGCAUUCAUCGGUGGACUACUGUCGUUGCUGCUGCCUGAGACACACAAUAAGCCGACGCUGGAGACCAUAGAGGAAGGUGAACAUUUUGGUAGAAGGGUAAAUACGAAGAUUGAGCGAUCUAAUAAAGACAUAUUUAUUGUGGAUAACAUGGAAAAUGUGCCUUUGAACAGUAAUGGUAAUCAUCCUGACAAAAUACCAAUAAAAAAUUUGACUAGUUGAAAAGUUAAGGAUAUACUUGUAUACUCAAAUUUUAGUUUAAAAAAUUUGAUUUCAUUUUGCGCCCAGCUGUGCAGAUAUGUAGAAACCCAAGAGCUUAUAAUAACAUUCUCGUAAACCUUUCGAUUUAAUCUAAAUAUAUAUUAUUUUCAUAUAUUAAUUUGGAAAAAAAAAGUUUCAACUUUUAUACAUUGUGUUCCGGCUAUUUAAAUUAUAUAACCAAACUUUUGGGAACUUCAACCAAAUAUGUUAUACGAUGUAUAUGUAUGUAUAUAUUAAUUUAGACUAUCGUACUAGUUAUCAUAAUUUUCACAUUUAUCAAAAAGUAUUUAAAGUAUUUAACUGCUUUCAAGAAUUACCCUGCUGUAUAACUCAACUAUCGUAAUUUUGCAUUUACUUGCAGUACACUCUAUCUGCUUAAAUAUUAUCAAAUUGUGAUGAGUUAUAAUUAUGAAUUCUACAAACUAGCAACAAUAAUCUAUAUUAUUUUAUGAAUUGUUAAUUAUAAAUGGACAUUUAUGUAGUGGAUGUACUAAAUAAAUGAAAAUCGAUUAAUAUAUAUAAAUAUAAUUCUUAGAUCUCAAAAA
Messenger RNA from Bactrocera oleae (olive fruit fly), 3529 nucleotides. Its product is annotated as organic cation transporter-like protein. Gene Ontology annotation, molecular function: transmembrane transporter activity. Gene Ontology annotation, biological process: transmembrane transport. Gene Ontology annotation, cellular component: membrane. The record is from RefSeq and is a predicted model, not a curated record. NCBI's taxonomy places the organism in Eukaryota, Metazoa, Arthropoda, Insecta, Diptera, Tephritidae.